CACGCCAACAGAAAAACAAAUCCCAAAAGUUUCACUUUUUCUUCAAUUCUUAUUUCAAUCUCUGGAAGCAACCAUUAAUUCCAAAACCAACGCAAUGUUUCGGCCGAAAUAUAUGUUUUCUCCUCCACCUUCCUCCGCCCCAUCUCCGUCGGUCCGGCUAGGCCACAAGAUCAGUAUCACCACGAUCCAUGUAAUGGCACUAGACGGGAUAGUCAACGUCAACUCACUCUUCACCUUCGCUAUAUUCCUUGGCCUUGCAUGGUACCCCAUCCCCACCCUCAUAGACCCCAGCUCCCCCGCCUCUUGCGCUGCUGGUUCCAACAUCGCUGAGAACCUCAUUUCAUGCCACGUCUACUCCUUCAGCUCUUUCCUCUUCUCCAGCUUAAUUGCAUUAGCCAUCAAACAAGCCAUAAAGAUAAGCAAAGACAGCAAUGACUUGGCAGCGCAUGGGGUUGGUGCCAGUCUUGUGGAUGUGAACUUGAUGGCAUUGAGGGUUGGGAUGUUGGUUUCGAGUUUCGGUUCGGUUUUGGGAUGUGGGUUUUUGAUGAUGGCUUUGGUGGCUCUGGUUCAGAUUAAGCUGGGGACUUUGGGUUGUGGGAGUAUCUACACUUUUGCUGCCAUUGGUCCUCUGGUAGUUUUGGUCCCUUCGGCUCUUGUUAUCUAUAUUUGUAUUGUUCUUUAUGCCUUUACUCGUUAGAAAAUAACGGGUAUAUUGUUUGAUUUAUCAAACAUUAUAGCUUUAAAUUUAAAUGAAAUUCACUUACUUCAAUUAUAUUCUAAACUAAAA
Molecule: messenger RNA, 787 nt
Organism: Gossypium arboreum
Lineage: Eukaryota; Viridiplantae; Streptophyta; Magnoliopsida; Malvales; Malvaceae
Exons: 1
Coding region: 95-697 (200 amino acids)
Source: RefSeq, a predicted model, not a curated record